GUCAUUACCAGGGAGAGCAAUUCCAGCAUAACCCCAGAGAAAUACGAAGAAGCCAUCAUGGACAUAAAAUGGGCUUUCCAAAACGUGACGAACCUCAUGAUGACGGCUCAAGCAAUGACAAAGAGACAUGGCCCUGAGCAGCUGUCUACGCCAGAAUCCACUCCAGGAGCCAAUGAUCUUGAAAAGGCCAUCAGCGACAUGAAAAUCACAAAGGAGGCUCUGUCCCGGUUGAAAGAGGACAAUUACGAGUCAAUGAAGCUGCCACACAUGCAGACGGUGAAGGAAGGCUGGCGCAAGCGCUGGGCGAUGGCCCUGGUGUCCAAGAUCAACAGCGCGGUGCUGGACGAGAAGUCCUACCUGGGCAAAGUCCCCAUGUGGUGCCACAACGAGCUGGAGAUGCAGAAGGGCUUCAGGGCUUGCGGCAUGGUGAUGAUGUGGAUACUGGCGGCCUCCGCUUACACCACGUUCUCUCAGGCCUUCCUACUGGCCGCCAGGAAGCAGUCUGGCAGCCCCAUAGAGGCCAUGAUGAACAUGGGUCGGUGA
This is a messenger RNA of Ostreobium quekettii, 543 nucleotides long. NCBI's taxonomy places the organism in Eukaryota, Viridiplantae, Chlorophyta, Ulvophyceae, Bryopsidales, Ostreobiaceae. The record is from the annotation of a GenBank genome assembly.